Messenger RNA from Lolium rigidum, 3223 nucleotides. RefSeq names its product protein FAR1-RELATED SEQUENCE 5-like. NCBI's taxonomy places the organism in Eukaryota, Viridiplantae, Streptophyta, Magnoliopsida, Poales, Poaceae. The record is from RefSeq and is a predicted model, not a curated record. Gene Ontology annotation, molecular function: zinc ion binding. Bases 157 to 2298 code for a protein of 713 amino acids. Gene Ontology annotation, biological process: regulation of DNA-templated transcription. The transcript is spliced from 3 exons.
CACACACCCCAUGGCAGCGCCGGUGCGACACGUCGUCUCCGUAAGCCCCUUCCGCGAUUCCCUCCAGGCGUCAAUCACCCCGAUUGGUUUCCAUUUUCCGUACUGGAGCAGCUGAGCAGAGUGAAUUUUGUUUAUGCUAGAUCUUGACAUACAGUGAUGGAAGCUGCAAGGGGUGAAGGCGAUGAGCUCAUUGCUGAUUAUGUUGAUUGCCUCAUGUCCUUGGACACCAAUGCUCGGUCUGUCCAGAACGGUGAUCUGAUUCUUGGAGCUCCGGUUGUAGAAGCAGGCGUAGCUGCUUCAGUUGGCGGUAUUAUGGAGCAGGAUGCCAUGAAAGAUUUUGCACCUCCAGAGGCUCCUAAAGAGCCAAUGUUAGGUAUGAUAUUUGAAUCGGAUGAAGCAGCAAAGACUUUCUACAAUGAGUAUGCCAGGUGCCUUGGAUUCCCCUUCCGUGUUGGUAGGUCUCGCCGUUCGAAAGGUGCAGAUGAGGUUGUCGUCAUGAAGAGGUUUGUUUGCUCAAGGGAAGGCAUGUACACGAAGAAGAAUCCAUCAUCAGGUGAGGCUACAAAGAAGCGUGAGAGGAUGUCUAUGCGGGAAGGUUGCAAUGCUAUGAUAGAGGUGGUCAGGGAAUCAAACCAUUGGGUUGUUUCCAAGCUUGAAACGGCUCACAACCAUGACCUUGGCACCUGUAGCAGAGUUGGGUAUCUUCGUGCUGGUGGUUUGCUUGAUGGCUCCAAUAAGAUCACUAUGAUGGGCUCAGAUAGGAUGCUCUUUCCGAGGCAGAAUGUUCUCGGGGAAGGCGGAGACGCUCAAGGUCUUCUUGAUUAUCUGAAGAAGAUGCAAGCCAGUGACCCUGCCUUCUUCCAUGUCAUACAGGUCGACAAGAAUAGCUGUCCAAUGAAUGUUUUUUGGGUCGAUGCUAGAGCUAAACUUGCUUAUCAGCAUUUCGGGGAUGCUGUUACAUUCGACACAACAUACAAGAAGAACAAGUAUAUGAUGCCCUUUGUUACCUUCUCAGGAGUCAAUCAUCAUCUUCAGCCUGUUAUGUUUGGAUGUGCAUUGCUUAUGGAAGAGACUGAAUGCUCAUUUGUUUGGCUAUUUGAAACAUGGUUGACAGCAAUGAGUGGGAAGGAGCCAUGUUCGCUAGUUACUGACCAAAAUCGGGCCAUGAAAACCGCAAUUGGAAAGGUUUUCCCGCAUACCUGUCACCGUUUCUGCAAGUGGCAUAUUUUGAGUAGAACCAAGCAGAAGUUAGCUCAUACAUACUCAGAACAUCCUACUCUAAGAGAUGAGUUAGAAAGCUGUGUUAUUAGGUCUGAAACUAUCGACACAUUUGAGACAACAUGGAUGUCAAUCCUUGAUACUUAUGACCUGAGAAAGAAUACAUGGCUUCAAGCAAUAUACAAUAUCCGCCAAAAAUGGGUUCCUUUGUACCAGAUGGAUACAUUCUGUGCAGAAAUAUCUAGAGCACAGAAAUUAGAAACCCUGAAUGAUUUCUACAAGAAGUAUUUUAGUACGAAGGCAACGCUGGAAGUUUUUCUAACUCAAUUUGAUUUGAGCAUAGAAAGCCAUUAUGAGGAAGAAGCAAAAGCAGAUAUGGACACUUCUUUAAAUUUGGUGACAACAAAGACUGCAUCACCAAUAGAAAAGCAGGCAGCACGUACCUACACCAAAGCAGUCUUCAGUAAAUUUCAGGAGGAGUUUACAGAGUCUUUGGGGUAUAUUAUUCGGAAAACUAAAGAUGGCUGCAUAAGCAAAUACAACAUCAUGAAAGAUGAAGAUUCAUCAGAUACUUUCUGUGUGACGUAUAAUGCUUCCACUAAAAUGGCAAAGUGUAGUUGCAAGUACUUUGAGUCCUCAGGUAUUUUAUGUCGUCAUAUUCUUGGAGUAUUCCUAAUAGUUGAUCCACGUCUACUCCCACCUGAUUACUUUUUGAAGCGCUGGACGCGGAAGGCCAGAGAUGAUGGCUUAUUUGAAUACAAUGGUGAUAACCAUCAUGAGGAUGUUUGUGAGUCCAUUGCAAGCCGUUACGAUGUCCUAUGUGCUGAUGCCAUCAGAUGUGCUGAGAAAGGAUCUGGAUCAGAGACAGUGUACAAAGCAGCAAAAGAUAUCUUACAGAAGGCAUAUGAAGAGGUAAUUGCUUAUGAGAGAAAUCCAGUUAGGGUGUCACAAAGGGAUGCUAUAAACAUCAACGAGGAUGUUAUGAUUGAUGAUACCAUGACUAAUCAGUCAUUGCCAGAUUCUGGGCGAAAGGUGACUAAUUUGCUCGGCCAGUUUCUUGGUUCCUCUUGGUCUCCCUGAAUGUAUUUGCUGCUUACUAUUGGAGGUUGCAGUGCAAUUGCCCUCCUGUUAAUUGGUUUAGUGGAAAUUCGAAAUCGGCUUUUUUGGAUGGUAAUGAAGAUGAUCGUUAGCAUACUGCAGGGUUAUCUUCCAUGCUACACAUUUUCUUCUGACCAAUGAUUAGUAGACCAUCUGGUUGUUCAGAAAAUCCAACAGGAGUUGUUAUGCAAAUGAUAAGCUGGGUGGCAUCAAACUACUUAAGCAGCAAGAAGUAAAUCAGUGCAGUGUUUGGCAAUACAAUGCUGCUACAAAGUGGUGAUAUUUGUAUUUGUUUUCUGGUGGCGUCAUUGCUCAUGAAUGAUUCCUAUGCUGUUGGGUACUACAUCUAUCCCGCAGAAUAUUUGACGAAGGAUAGGUACAUCAUUUAGCAAAUUGCACAUCAAACUAAGAGUUGACUGUUAUUCUGCGGCCAUGUGUUAUGGAGUUGAUGAAGAACCAGCGCAUGACAUGUGUUAUGAAGUUGUACUUAGGCAAAAAGCAUUAUCGCACUGUGUGGAACGACAGAAGAGAGUGACUUUGCCAAACCUGAAGGUGAAUUCUGGGUUGUCUCACUUUCUCACGGAAUGUUUGCUUGCAACGGUAAUUAAGCUCACUCAAGGAAGUGACAGGCGAAUUGUGGUGGAGAAGCUCUAAAACAGAGAGGAACUUACGUCUUACCCAACCAGUAGCUGGUAUUCGAAUUUAGAAGCCUAGAGUUGUCAAGCGCUCCCUGAGAGCUUGUCGAGCAACAGGCAACAAUGGAGGUCGUAUUCAAAAUUGUCGUAUAAAUUCAGAAGUGGGUGGGGGUAAUUUUCAGAUAUGAUAAUGCCUGUUUCUUGCUGCACUGGUCUACUUCUCAGAACACACAUCUUGUAAACAAUUUAUAUAAGAAGUUGUUUGGAAACCA